Bathycoccus prasinos is the source of this 696-nucleotide messenger RNA. RefSeq lists its product with no specific name. NCBI's taxonomy places the organism in Eukaryota, Viridiplantae, Chlorophyta, Mamiellophyceae, Mamiellales, Bathycoccaceae. The record is from RefSeq and is a predicted model, not a curated record. The transcript has a single exon. Bases 1 to 696 code for a protein of 231 amino acids. Gene Ontology annotation, molecular function: protein binding.
AUGAAGGAAAUUUUCUCCCUCAAAAAGAAGAAAAAAAGCUUUGAAUGUGACAUGCGAGAUCAUAAAAAAAAGAACCACGUGCGGGUUGUUUGUUUCCGACGAAAGGAAGAGAGAGAUAAAAAAGAGAGCGGAGCGAUGUCGAGUGGGGUGACGACGCGAGGGCAGAAAAGACGGAUUGGUCAGAGAGAUGUGUGGGAUUUGAUUGUGAAUAACGACGAUAUUUGUUUUAAACACAUUCUUCCGAGAUUGAAUUCGAAUGAUGUGAAAUUCUUGUACGAGGUGAAUAGUGAAACGAGAAAGUUGGUGAAGAGGUCAUCUCGCGCAAGGGAUUUGACAAAGAAGUUUAAAGUGAGAGAGAUGUCGUCGAUAUUGACUUUGGAAGUUGCGUGGGAGAAUAAAUCGUUGUGGCCGAGUGACUGGACCGAAAGAUCUUUCUGCUGGGAAGUUGCUGAAACGAAUAAACUCGAGUUGCUCGAGUGGGCGCGAGAGGAGAAAGAGUGUGAGUGGAAUAGAUGGACGAUUAAUGUGGCCGUACGUCAAGGUAAUCUGGAAAUGGUAAAGUAUUGCGUUGCAAAUGAGUGUCCUAUCAGUACGUGGGCGUGUGCAUAUGCUGCCGCAAACGGUCAUCUCGAGAUACUCAAAUACUUACGCGAAGAAGCAGAAGCGGCAUGGGAUUUGAGAUCUCGGAUUUUUUAA